GUGCGUGCGUGUACGUGUGCGUGUGUUUGUGUGUCUGUGUGUCUGUGUGUGUGUGUGUGUGAGACUGGGACAGGUCUGUGGUUAAGACCAAUCAGCAGGGGGAAGGUCUGGCCUGACUCCUGUUAUCCUCCUCCUGCAUAAAAAGCAUGCGGAGCACCGUGGAGCUCCACGGAGCAGAGCGCUGAUCUGCAGCCCGAGAAACAUCUCGUGAUCCGGGACAGGGGACGCGGAGGACGCGGGGGAAGCAGAGCAGAGCACCGGGCGCUGCUUCUUGACGUUAUGCUGGGCCACAGAAAGAAAGCGGCCCCGGCGGGGAAGAACGGAGCCGGGACGUCCAGGUUAAAGGCCAUCGAUCCUCUGAGGAACCUCGGAGUUAGUGAGGACGAAGAUGUGAAGCGGAUGUUGCAGGGCUCCAGUAUGGUGAAGGUCCGCUCGCCUCGCUGGCAGAAGCGACGAACUCUAAAGCUGCUGGAAGAUGGAGUCACUGUGUGGUGUCAGUCCCAAAAAACGUCCUCCCGCGCCAAGGAGCAACAGUCAUUCUCUGUCUUGGAGGUGGAGUGCGUUCGGGAGGGUUGCCAGUCCGAGAUGUUGCGGCAGCUGGGUGGCUCGGUACCUGAGGGCCGGGGUCUGACGGUGGUCUUCAAAGGGCCCCGAAAGAGCCUGGAUCUCCUCUGCCAGAGCCAGGAGGAGGCUCAACACUGGGCCCGCGGCAUCCGGAAGCUGCAAGGGAGAGUGGAGAAUAUGAGCCAGAAGGACAAACUCGACCACUGGAUUCAUGCUUACCUGAGUCGGGCUGACCAGAACCACGAUGAUAAGAUGAGCUAUGAAGAAGUCCAGACUCUGCUACAGAUGAUCAAUAUUGAUCUGAGUGAUCAAUAUGCCCGCAGCCUGUUCCAGAAAUGCGACCGGUCAGCUGACAGUCGUCUGGACCACGGGGAGAUUGAAAUUUUCUGCAGGGAGUUGUUACGGAGACCGGAGCUGGACACUGUGUUUCUCCGCUACUCUGCAAAUGACAGUGUACUUUCCACUGUGGACCUGAGGGAUUUCUUGAAGGACCAGGGGGAGGAUGCUUCACUCAUCCAUGCCCAAAGCCUCAUACUCACAUAUGAACUUAAUGAAUGGGCUCAGAAGAACCAGUUCAUGACCCCCAAUGGCUUCACCAUGUACAUGCUGUCUAAGGAGAACUGUGUCUUUAACCCGGAACAUGCAAGGGUUUACCAAGACAUGAAACACCCACUGGCGCACUACUUCAUCUCCUCCUCCCACAACACAUACCUCACCAAGGACCAGCUUACUGGGGACAGCAGCAUAGAGCCAUACAUACGAGCUCUGAAUCACGGUUGUCGCUGCGUGGAGCUGGACUGCUGGGAUGGAGAUAAAGGAGAGCCGGUCAUCUACCACGGACACACACUCACCUCCAAGAUACCGUUUGUCCAAGUCAUUGAGGUUAUCAAUGAGUACGCUUUUAAAGCAUCUCCUUACCCUCUGAUCCUGUCCCUGGAGAACCACUGCUCCGUGGAGCAGCAGACAGUCAUGGCUCAACAACUGCGAUCCAUCCUGGGAGACAAGCUCCUCACCAAGCCUCUCGGAGGUCUGGAUCCUCACAGCCUGCCCUCUCCAGAGGAUCUCAAAGGGAAAAUCCUUGUGAAGGGAAAGAAGGAGCACGGGGCGGGGGAGGGCUCAUCGAGCACUUCAGACCUCAGCUCCUCGGAUGAGGAGGCCAGCAGGACCGAAGGAAAACAUCCCUCCAAAAAAGGGGACCAAAAGCCAAGUGUGUCUAAGCUGAGUCCCGAGCUGUCAGAGCUGGUUGUAUACACCUGCAGCGUUUCCUUUCAAAGCUUUGAACACGCUGCAAGAAACCCAGCAACUGAGCUGUCCUCCUUCUCUGAGAGUGACGCUCUCAGACACAUUAAGGACUCAGGGAUGUAUUUUGUGCGUCACAACAGUCAUCAGCUCAGCAGGAUCUACCCCUCAGGUCAGCGCCUCCAGUCGUCCAACUACAACCCUCAGGAGAUGUGGAAUGGAGGCUGUCAGAUUGUUGCUCUGAACUUCCAGACGCCUGGUGAGCAGAUGGACCUAAACCAAGGGAGGUUCCUGCAAAACGGUCAGUGUGGGUACAUGCUGAAACCUCCCUUCUUGUGCCAGCCCGGCACCACCUUCAACCCAGAGAAUGUUGGUGGAGGUCCUGGCCACAGACCUGUGCUGUUCACCGUCCGGAUUAUUUCAGCUCAGCAGCUUCCCAAGCCAGAGUGGGACAAGCCCAGCUCCAUUGUGGACCCUCAGGUGUGGGUGGAGAUUCAUGGAGCUCCCAUCGACAACAAUAAGAAGAAGACUCAGUAUAUUGACAACAACGGCUUUAAUCCGCAGUGGGACUGUACAUUUAACUUCACCGUCCAUGCCCCGGACUUGGCCCUGGUUCGCUUCAUGGUGGAAGACCAUGACUUCACGUCCAGCAAUGACUUCCUGGGGCAAUACACCCUGCCUUUCACCAGUCUCCGCACAGGCUAUCGCCACGUCCGACUGCUGAAGCUGGACGGCUCCACCCUUUCCCCUGCAUCGCUCUUCGUCCACGUCACGGUCGGCCCCUGUGAGAGCAGUCCCAACAAAUCAUCAGCCAAAUCCCCGGCCAGGUCACCGACCAAGUCUUUAGCCAAAGGACCCUAAUCCCCUCCCUCCGUCCUGGCAACAAGAAGCAUGGACGCCGCUAAGGGAAGAGCUCAGAUCACAUCUUCCUGGAUCCAGGCGAUAAAAGAUCUGGCCCCAAACUCAUCAAACUGGGUAUAAAGUAUGUAGCUGUAUCCACAACCUGUAAUGUUGGUGAGAAGUUUCUGACCAAUACUUAAAAUUUCUAGCGAGGACGGUAAAGGCCGUUCUUACAGUUCGAUGAAUACACUGAUCGUGGUGCUGAGUUUUCUGAUCAGGUCCCUGAUCUGACUAAGGGAAGACUAAGACAUCCAAAAGAUAAAGUUUAGAAACUAUCAGGGAGGGAAGUGACAUCGCUGAUGAACCAAAUGUCAGUUUUGAGCGUUGAGUGAUUUAACUGCACUUCAAGCCUCAUUCCUUUAUACAGAAUCUACCCCUCACUGUGAUGUGGUGGAUAGUUGCGCUGUAAUUCCUCAUUUGAUCAGGGUUUGAUUCUUGGAGCAGGACAACCUGUCAAUCCAGCCUGCAUGAGUCCAGAGAAUCUAUAUGAGACCAACUCCAAAGUGUGGUGCCAGAUUUAGUCUUGAAGACUAGUUUCUCACAUCUUUUUUAUUUAUUUUAUAUUUAUCUUAUUUUAGAGUCGGUUGUUAUUUGAAUAGAAAAGCCUGCUGGUAUGUGAUCUGAAGAUUACUCAGAAAGUAUAGACUUUAUUUAUGGUAUGUGAAGCAGCCGUCCUCUAUGAAGUGUGACAUAACCAAGUCCCUCACAUGUGAUACAUUCACUUGAAGAGCAGUUGGUCACUGUAAUAAUUUUUUUUUCCAUUUUCUGAAAUCAAUCCGACUUCAAUUCAUGCAGCAACUGACCAUUAGUGCUGCAGGGAGACAGUACAGACGGGGUUCUCCUCGAACAUUUGACAUUUCCAGUCAAACUGAUGUUACUCUUACUUCGGAUUUGGAAUUUAAAUCACAGGGACAUAUCUCUCUCUGAUUUCUUGCGUCCACCUGCUCUGCUGUCUUUACCUGUGGGUCUGCAGGUCUACUGGUGCAGAUCUUGGUGAUCAGCCACCAGCGGAUGCUAGGGACAUAUCUUCAGUUGUGGGCCUGAGUGUCAACAGGUUCUUCGGCCUUUUAAUCACAAGACCCCUUCUUCUUAGGCAGGACCACCACAGGCUGAUCAGACCUGGGUGCAUGUCCUAAACAUCUUGGGGCCCAGUUUCCUCCUGAUCCAGAGCCAUUGGCUUCAGCGUUCUGCAGCCCAUCAUGUUUCUUUUAUGGUCUGGCACAGGGCUUGUCCAUGGAUGUAAUAAAACCUGUGCAGUCCACCUCCAAUGGGCGAACUGUUGUUUUCUAGGCAUGUUGUUCUGCCUCAGAUGCCACCUCCACAUACCGAAGCCUCUUCCUCUCAUUCAAAUAUUCAAAUGAGAACUUUGCAGGCUGAAGGGGUUGAAGGUUCCAUGGGAACAGCAGCUGAACAUGGACGUGUCCCAGACACAUCUGGGGUAACAAAGUCUCUCCAGGUCUCUUUCUUCUCUGUUACUAUCCUGUCCUCAUUGUCCAAACUGACGUUCAGGAGGACUCAUGAUGACACUUUAGGAUAUGACUGAAAACUCAGGGAAAAGCUCAUUCAGAAACCUUUUCCACAGAUCCCAAAGUGUUCAGAAGGUCAUGAAUCUCUAUGCGCAUGUAUUAGGAAAAAGAAAAUGUCCUUUUGACUUCAUCGUAGAGAUGUUCAGGUUUGAAUGCAGCUCUCGGUAUGAAUUGUAAUUCUAAUCUAUUUGGGCAAUGUCCCCAAUACCUCUGUACAUAUCAAAAGCUAUAUGCAAAAUAAAAUAGCUUUAUCUUCGUUUAAAAAAACAAACAAACAGUAGCUCUUGUUGCUGCUUGUCCAAGAUGUGCAUAGAAAUGAUCCCAUCCAGUACUUUUAUAAUGUAGCCUAGUGCAUGUUCAAUGCUUAACAGGCUUUAGUUUUUAUAUGAUAGAAUUAGCUCAGUUAUGCCAUAGCAAGAUGAUGGUGGUGACUAGAUACAGCUGCUGCCUUAUUGUUAGCUUUUUAGACCUAUGCAGAUUUGCUCCAUAGUUAAAAUCCUUGUUGUGUAUUGCUUUGCCAUUGUUUACUCAGUGUUCAGAUACAUGUAUGUUGUGUGUCUCCAGAGUCAACCUGACUGAUGAUCCUUUUUUUUUAACAGUAUAUUAUUAGACUUUAUUGUGCAGCACACACAGUGACGACAAAACAAAGUGUGAGGCCAGAGUUUAAUUGGCCGCAGUGACAACGGCCACAUUCAGACAUGCACUGCACUCCGGAGAUCCUCUGGAGGGGCCUCAAGUGCGAAUGCAGCUUUCCGAGCGAGAGCCCCCGGACUUUCUGCAGCCUUUCUGGGGCCAAUCCCCGAGCAGGCCAAUGUGACGAAACUGCAGGAGAUCCUCCACAAGGUUCACCGUGAGCGGGUGGGUGUGUUGAUGACGUUUCUAACAUGCGACAGACGCAACAAUGAAAAAAAAAACAUCAUCUGCCUGAUGCACCACCCCUCGUCUGAAGGGAACAACAGAUUUCUGUGUUGUUGUGAACGCUUUUGAACGGAGAAUCUCCUGCUGCUUUCAAAUCAAAUCAAAUCAGAUAUACUUUAUUGUCCCAUUGGGAAAUUUGUCUUGGGCCAAAGUGCUACAGCAGCUGCAGAACCGUACAUCUUACAACAAACACGCUGCUGCUCGCUGCUUUAAUUUUGGGCGACUGAGCUGUUGUCUUUCUGUUGAGUGCAGAACACACAAACUGCACCCUUUAUAUACUGUCAGUGUUUGAGCUGACUACUCACCACAUUUCUUUGGUAGACAU
Messenger RNA from Hippoglossus stenolepis (Pacific halibut), 5472 nucleotides. RefSeq names its product 1-phosphatidylinositol 4,5-bisphosphate phosphodiesterase delta-3-A. The record is from RefSeq and is a predicted model, not a curated record. Gene Ontology annotation, biological process: lipid metabolic process; intracellular signal transduction. Bases 280 to 2664 code for a protein of 794 amino acids. Gene Ontology annotation, molecular function: phosphatidylinositol-4,5-bisphosphate phospholipase C activity. Lineage: Eukaryota; Metazoa; Chordata; Actinopteri; Pleuronectiformes; Pleuronectidae. The transcript has 16 exons.